CCAGGAAAAGCGACUAAAGAGUCGUGGUAAAUACGCCCCCUAAGUUCUGUAUUUAAAGAUGAGAGUUUACUCCUUAGGAAUGGAGGCUGUAAGAAGCCAGAGAGCUCGGAUUUCUAAGAGAGCAAUAUCACCCAGAAUUGAAUUCAAGCAUUCACCAUGAACCCCUCAACCACUCCCUCAUUUUCUAACACGGCAACCUUUGGCGUCGAGCUGGAGUUUAUAGUUCUUUUUAGAGAGGCCGGAGCGGUUCCCCUGAAGCUCGAGAAUGGCAAGCAUAGCUCACCCACUCAACAGGUGCUAGAGGAGCCAUCUGGCUUGGCUAGAAGAGAUUUCAAUGAUCACGAAGUUCAUAUGGAAAGAAUCCACUACUUCGGGAACGAGAUUGCAAAAAGGCUAGCCAGUACUGGCAUACCGACAGUCUACCGAGAAAAAGGCCACCCCAAAGACGACAAGGCAUUGAACCCAGACGACACAUACUCCCGGCUAGGGGAUUUCGACGAUUUUCGGUAUAGUUCCUACAAGGAAAACAGUAUUGUCCCCGAGGAGACUAUGAUAUGGACCGACCCAGCAGCCAAGGGAAAGAGAAUGGUUGUGAGGCCCCAGACACCGCAAGGCCAUUUCUGGCUCGGCUUCGAAUUCGUUAGUAAAGCAUACCGAUACCAUGAUUUCGACGUCAUGAAGUCAGACUUCGACAGUAUCUGCCGAAUUCUACGCGCGAAUUACUUGGUUAGCGUGAAUGCUGGCAAGGAUUCGGGGUCUGCUUCGAGCCGUUGUGGCACUCAUAUCCAUUGGGGUCUCAGCGGUGUAGAAUACGAUCUGAUAACUAUCAAGAGGAUACUCACCCUCAUGUGGGUUGUAGAGGAGAGACUGAUGGAACUGCACGCGUCCUGGCGACAGCUUGCCAAUAAGUAUGCCGCGCUACUACAGACAGGGACAAACAUGGCAGCAGACAAUACCCCAAAGCUCCCGAGUUGGAUUGAUGACCUUGGUAUGGGGGACUGGGUCCACGAGAUGGAACAGAACGUUCCACCAAGCGUUCGGGAAUCCCUCCACCGGAACAAGCCAAAGGUUCAGUGGAUAUGGCGCGCUGAGACGGUGGAAGAGCUUGCGAUGUUAGUCGGCGAGCCGAAUAAGUCCCGUCGAGCGUCGAUCGGGCUCAUGGAACUACUGCCGGCAACCUCGAACUUCCCGGGAAAAGUUCGCCGAAGCCAGCUAAACACGAUCGAGUUCCGACACAUGCAGGGCUCACUACACCCGACAUUGGUUACUGCUUGGAUCGAGGUCACUGCUGCUAUCAUGCAACCAUGCGUCGACUUGUUGCCGGAUCAAUUUAGAGACUUAUUGAAUGAUAUUGCAAUCUAUCUUUCCAGCGACAACUCGACCGUCCAGGGGUUGCUCAACAAGCUCGGGGUUUCACAUGAAGCCCGUGUCCUGUUUGAAACCCACAACCAGCAGCGCCUAGACGAAGAAGCCGACACUGAGAUAUCGAUAUUCUUGCCGGAGCUAUAAUAUUUGCAUGUAGCUCCUAGUUAUACGAUAACUUAGUAGUAUAGCUAGGUAGAUACUAGGACUUCACAUUGGGAUAUGGGUUGGAUAGGUUAACACGAAGUGACGACUUCCAGAUUGUUCCUCUGCAGUAAAUAUAUCUAUGAUUUGCGAUACCAAUAUACCAUGAUACACCCUAA
Messenger RNA from Daldinia vernicosa, 1685 nucleotides. RefSeq lists its product as uncharacterized. Bases 157 to 1509 code for a protein of 450 amino acids. Lineage: Eukaryota; Fungi; Ascomycota; Sordariomycetes; Xylariales; Hypoxylaceae. The record is from RefSeq and is a predicted model, not a curated record. The transcript has 2 exons.